AUGGACCGAAGUCUGCAGCGGCUAAUUUCGCAACUUCAAAGUGAUGGAGUUCCCUCUGGAGGUAGCGCUCCGGAAUGGCUGCCCCGACUCUUGAAUAACAUCCCUGGCCUGCCUGCGGAAGCUGUUCCGCACAAACGACCCAACCACGCAGACCUUCAGCCUCUGAUCGCGGACGCUGCCUUUCACCCGGCAAUUGAAGCGUGUCUGCAUCUGAUCAAUAGAGCGGACCGCAACUACCCCCGCUCCUUGCAGGGGGACCUCUAUUCCGCACAUUUCCUAGUGCGCAAGGCGCAAGGAGGGAGCCGCUAUCUCGACUGGCUUCAUGCCAUCCUGCAUAAGCUCGAAGGCGACUUUCGCAACGCAAAGAUGUGGUACACUGACAUGGGCAACAACAACCGCGGCGCUCUGGACUCGCUCUCGUCAGCGGCUGACAAGGAGAGCGCGCCUCCAAAGUUUGUUCGAUUCCAUCAGUUCUGGUUCCUUCCAUCUGCCAACGGAGGGGCUGGCGAGCGAGCAUCCGCACAGAGCGUGGUUCUGGAUAGUCCGGCCGAUACACCUCGCGAGCUCAGUCUGACAGCACAUCAGCACACCGACCUCGUCUUCCUUGCCUCGCUGAGCGCGUCGUCCGCGACCAAGGUUGAGUCUAUCCAGCGGAACAUCCAGAAGCACUUCAGAGCGACGACGAAGGCAGAAGACAAGAUCCGGGAGUCGUCCUCCGCGUUCAGCUUCGAUGAGCUCGAGUACCUACGCGGUCGCAUUGAUACACAGGACCUCAAGCGGGACCUGAUUGGAAGCCUCACCAAAGUCGAGCUGGCUUGGUUGCUGACCCGCAUGGUGGAGGACUUUGGGUGGCGCAGUCACACCGCAGCCGAAGCAGUCGACGCACUCCGGCUCGAGUCGACAUCGGCUCAGGCAGAAUCCGGUACCGAGCGCAAAGGCAAGGCGACGAACAUGGUGCUAGAUCCUGCCACAGGCUCAAGACGCUUCUGA
Messenger RNA from Moesziomyces aphidis, 990 nucleotides. Lineage: Eukaryota; Fungi; Basidiomycota; Ustilaginomycetes; Ustilaginales; Ustilaginaceae. The record is from the annotation of a GenBank genome assembly.